AUGAAUUUGGAUAUAAGACUUGUGAAAAUUUCUAGAAAUAUGAUAAGACCAUAUAUAUUAAAUCUAAAUAUUAAAUGGCAAAAUUUGCAAAUUAUAACUUAUGCAUUUUCUACUUUAAAAUAUUGGAAUAAUAGAAUUAAAAGAAAUAAUAAUAAAAUUAGUUAUAAUAAUAACUGCAACUAUUUAAAUAUGAAUAAUAAUUUAAAAUUACCAAAGGGAUUUGAAAGAUUUAAUAAAGAUAAUGAUUCAUAUUCAAAUACAACUACAAAUGAAAAAAAGAAAAUAAAUAAUAUAAAUAGGAAUAAUAAUAAGUCAAAUAAAGUGGAUAUUGAGCAAUCUAUAUUAUUUAUGAUAAGUAGUUUAAUUGGUUUCAUAAUUUAUACUUCAAUAAGAAAUAAUAAUAAUAAGAUUACAUUUCAAGAAUUUCUUUCAUUAUAUCUUAGUAAAGGUUUAGUAGAAAGAAUUAUUAUAUUUAAUGGUGAAAUAGGAAGAGCAUACUUAAAAAGUUUACCAAAUGAAUUAAUACAUACAAAAUUAUCAUCUAAUUAUGAUGAUACACAAUUAUCAAUAAAUUCAAAUUCAGAAUAUACAAAAUUAAAUAAUAUAAGAUCAAAACCUAAAAUGAUAGAUUUUACAAUUGGAAGUUUAGAUUCAUUUGAAAGACAGGUUAGAGAUAUACAAAUACAUAUGGGUAUUGAUAUAUUAAAUCAUAUACCAAUUGAAUUUUCUAAAUCUACUUUAUUUCAUGAUUUUUUAAGAAAUUUUAUUCCAACUACAUUAGGUUUAUUAUUUACAUUAUCAUUAUUAAGAAUAGGUUCAAGAUCAUUAAAUAAUAAUAAUCCUGAUAAAUUAUUUAGAAUGGGACGUAUUCAACCAAUUAAAAUAAAAGAUAUAAAAUCAAAUGUAAAAUUUGGUAAUGUUGCUGGUAUGAAAGAAGCUAAGAAUGAAAUACAAGAAUUUGUAGAUUUUUUAAAAGAACCAAAACGUUAUGAAUUUUUAGGUGCAAAAAUACCUAAAGGAGCAUUAUUAGUUGGUCCACCAGGAACUGGUAAAACAUUAUUAGCAAAAGCUGUUGCAGGUGAAGCAAAUGUACCUUUUUUUUCUAUAUCAGGUAGUGAUUUUAUUGAAAUAUUUGUUGGUAUUGGACCAAGUAGAGUUCGUGAUUUAUUUUUUCAAGCACAAAAAAAUGCACCAAGUAUUAUAUUUAUUGAUGAAAUUGAUGCAAUUGGAAAAAAAAGGGGAAUAGGUGGAUUUGCUAAUAAUUCAAAUGAUGAAAGAGAAAAUACAUUAAAUCAAUUAUUAGUUGAAAUGGAUGGUUUUACAUCAAAAAGUGGUAUAAUAGUAUUAGCUGGUACAAAUCGUGCUGAUAUAUUAGAUCCAGCAUUAAUAAGACCAGGUAGGUUUGAUAGAAUUAUUAUUAUUGACAAACCAGAUUUACAAGAACGUAAAGAGAUAUUUCAAGUUCAUCUUAAACCUUUAAAAUUAAAUUCAAAGUUAAAUAUUGAUGAAUUAUCUAAUAGAUUAUCUACUUUAUCAUCUGGAUUUACUGGUUCAGAAAUAGCUAAUAUAUGUAAUGAAGCAGCAAUUUUUGCUGCAAGAAGAAAUACUAUUGAUGGAAUAGAUAUAAUUGAUUUUGAACAAGCAAUUGAAAGGAUUAUUGGUGGUUUAAAAAAAAAUAAUAAUUAUCUUUCUUUUAAUGAAAAAAGAAUAGUUAGUUUUCAUGAAGCUGGUCAUACUAUUGUUGGAUGGUUUUUAAAAAAUACUGAUCCUAUUUUAAAAGUGUCAAUUAUACCCAGAACUAAUGGUGCAUUAGGUUUUGCACAAAUAUUACCAAGUGAAGUCAAUUUAUAUACAAAAGAUACUUUACUUGAUAAAUUAGCUGUACUUUUAGGUGGUAGAGCUUCUGAAGAACUUUUUAUUGGUACAAUUACAACUGGAGCUAUUGAUGAUUUACAAAAAGCUACUAAAAUAGCAAAUGAUAUGAUUUUACAUUAUGGUAUGAAUUCAAAUAUAGGUUUAGUAAGCUAUUUUUCAAUGAAUGAAUCUCUUAAGAUUUCUAAUUUAUCAAAUAAUUCAUUUUAUAAACCAUUUUCAGAAGCAACUGCUCAAAUUAUUGAUAAGGAGACUAAUUCUUUAUUAAUAGAACAAUUUUAUAGAGCAAAAAGAAUUCUUCAAGAGAAAAAAAAUUUAGUAUAUAAAUUAUCAAAUUUAUUAAUUGAAAAAGAAACCCUUACAAUAGAAGAUAUAACUGAAUGUAUUGGUCCUAGAAUAUUUGAUAAUGAUUCAAAUUAUUCUAAAUAUAUUGACUAUAUUCCAAAGACUCAAUAA
Cryptosporidium muris RN66 is the source of this 2328-nucleotide messenger RNA. RefSeq names its product AFG3 ATP-dependent protease family protein. The record is from RefSeq and is a predicted model, not a curated record. Gene Ontology annotation, cellular component: membrane; m-AAA complex. Gene Ontology annotation, molecular function: zinc ion binding; ATP binding; ATP hydrolysis activity. Lineage: Eukaryota; Apicomplexa; Conoidasida; Eucoccidiorida; Cryptosporidiidae. The transcript has a single exon. Bases 1 to 2328 code for a protein of 775 amino acids. Gene Ontology annotation, biological process: mitochondrial protein processing; protein-containing complex assembly.